CGUAGUUGCCAAGGUUAAAAUGCAAAAAGUCUGAGGAUCAGAUUUAAUGUUUGGAUCGAUAUGAAACCUCUUAUAUGUUAAAAAAAAAGAGGAAUGAAGAGAGGCUUUCAACCGGUCCUGCACAGCAGAACAUUGACAUUGAUCCAGAGUUUCACCAUGUCAAGUGGAGUUUUGGGCCGCCUGGGUUCGCUGACUUUGAGUGUACAGCAGCUGAGUCAACUACCACACUUGUCGAACUGGUUGCCCCGUCUACCUUCACCUCAAGCCACCGUACUUGCCUCUGAUGUGCCAAGCCUGUUUCGUGAACCCUAUAUCUUGUCAGGCUACCGUCCGGUGCAUCAGGAAUGGUGGAGCUACUUUUGUAGCCUCUUUCAAUGCCACAAUGAGUUGCUCAAUACAUGGACACACCUGCUGGCAAUCCCUGUCAUUCUACUCCAAUUUUCUUUAUUUGCAGGGACAUGGGGGCUGACGCUCAACAUGGCGUCUUUGCCUCUGUUUUUGUAUGUGUUGUCAUCACUUAUCUACCUCAGUUUCAGUGUGGCCGCCCAUCUGCUGCAGUCACACUCUGAACUAGCUCAUUAUUCCUUCUUCUUUGUAGACUACGUUGGUGUAGCUGUUUACCAAUAUGGCUGCUCACUAGGCCACUAUUUUUACUGUUCGGAGCCAGCGUGGAGGAGCAGCCUAGUGGGUGUUUUGUUUCUGCCUGGUGCCGCAGUCCUGGCCUGGUUAUCCUGCACCAGCUGCUGCUAUGCCAAAUUACGUUACCACCGUCCGUACCCUCUCUGCCGGAAGAUCUGCCAGAUCAUUCCCACCAGCCUGGCAUACAUGCUUGACAUUAGCCCAGUAGCACACCGCCUAGUCACCAGAUCUUGGGAUGAGCCGGUGUUGGUGUUUCAUGCUCUGCAAGUGGGGUUUUUCAUGUUAGCAGCUCUGUUUUUCUCUUGUCCUGUUCCUGAGCGCUUCUUUCCAGGGAGAUGUGACAUUGUGGGCCACGGACAUCAGAUCUUCCAUAUCUUCUUGGCCAUGUGUACUAUGUGCCAGCUGGAAGCAAUGUUUAGAGACUUUCUGGUGCAUCGGCAUUCUGUUGUAUAUGUGCAUGGAGAACCCUUCAUCUUAUUAGCUGGAGGAUCAUUCUUCUUGUUGGUGUUGUGCAGUGUUCUGACUGCAGUUCUUAUGAGAGGAGCUCUGCAAAGGCAACUAAAGAAAAAAGUCUGA
Messenger RNA from Carassius gibelio (silver crucian carp), 1215 nucleotides. RefSeq names its product membrane progestin receptor beta-like. Lineage: Eukaryota; Metazoa; Chordata; Actinopteri; Cypriniformes; Cyprinidae. The coding region runs from base 94 to 1215 and encodes 373 amino acids. Gene Ontology annotation, cellular component: plasma membrane. Gene Ontology annotation, molecular function: steroid binding; nuclear steroid receptor activity. Gene Ontology annotation, biological process: response to steroid hormone. The transcript has 2 exons. The record is from RefSeq and is a predicted model, not a curated record.